CCCGGGCCACGCGACCCCUAGUCCUGUACUCAUCGGCUCCCUACUUCCACUUCAAACUGGCUCCCUCUGGACUCAAUGUCAACGUGUAAACCACAACACGAUUGGUUGACGGCCACUCUGACCUUCGGCCUCUGCGUCGGACUCGUGAUUUCAUAUGUUCCUCAGCAUUAUCGAAUCAUCCAUAAUGAUUCGUCCGAGGGGCUCAGUCCAUGGUAUUUGCUUCUAGGAACUACAAGCGCUACCGCUGGGUUGCUCAACAUAGUGACUAUGCAAUGGGGAAUUGUCAGGUGUUGUCGUGUUCUGAGUAUCGGGAGUUGCAUUGAGAUGACUGCUGGAAUUAUUCAAGUUGGGUUGCAAUGGAGUAUGUUCACGCUCAUUUUUGUGCUCUACAUGAUAUACUACCCGCCUCAUCUUCGGUACCAGGGACGCACUGAACUCCACGACUCCAGACCCCCACUCGGAUUAAGGAAGCCCAGGAAAACCCCAGAGUGGAGGACUUCAAUUGCGCUUAGCUGGGUGGCUGGUGUGCACUUCUUCGUAUCGGCCUGGACCACCUUAUUUCUCUUACUCACAUUCCCACCGGAUAUUGCUCCAUCGCCUUCACCAUCUCCUGAACCCAUACCGUUACCAUCUCCCGAUUCACCCAUAUCGCUUUCAGUAUCUCGAUGGGCAACUUUCCUUGGGGUAUCUUCGGCUGUAUUCGCUGCGACUCAGUAUAUCCCUCAGAUUGCUCAUACCGCACGACACAAAGUCGUAGGGGCUCUGAGUAUUCCGAUGAUGUGUAUACAGACACCAGGAGCCGUGUUGAUGGUACUGAGUAUUGCACUAAGACCAAGCACCAACUGGACCUCGUGGAUAACUUUCGCCGUUGCAGGUAUCAUGCAAGGCACCCUACUCUUAUUGUGUAUCUGCUGGAAAUUCAGACAACAUCGACUCCUCAUUGACGAUUUUGGCAAUCCACUACCCGAAAAUCCGCUUUACGACUCACCUAGGUCGACUCCCAUCCUCGGUCCGAGCGGAUUACCGUCCUCGCUCGUGGCCUCUCAUCCAGCGGCGGACGUGGAUGUUCCAGGGCUUGUCGUUGACAGCGAUUCGGAGCGCGAGAACGAUGAUAGUGAAACUACCAAGAGGAGAGCUAUGACAGUCGCUCUCGCGAAUGCUCUAGAGUCUGCUGUCGAAAGUGAUGUGAGGAGUGAUGGGGUAAGAGUGGUGAGGGAAAUUCCUAUUGAUGUUGACGAAGCUGGUAGGGAAGAACGAACGCCGCUUUUGGGCAACGGAAGGAGAAUGAGGAGAAGCACUUAUGAUGCUGGAAAUGAGCCUGCCGACCGACAAGGUGAAGGUGGCUGGUUUGGCUGGGGGAAACGAUAACCUUUUGAACCUGAUCAGUCUUCAGUGCUUUACAUGAUAUUUUUCCUACAGAUUUAUCAUAAUACAAACGAAUAGAUUCCGUGAUGACUGGAC
Molecule: messenger RNA, 1461 nt
Organism: Marasmius oreades (fairy-ring Marasmius)
Lineage: Eukaryota; Fungi; Basidiomycota; Agaricomycetes; Agaricales; Marasmiaceae
Exons: 8
Coding region: 76-1368 (430 amino acids)
Source: RefSeq, a predicted model, not a curated record